CUGCCUGAGAAAACCCCUGAAGAUGCCUGCCACGUUGAAGGAGGGGAUCUGCAGAAGAUGACUCGAGAACAAUACAUACUAGCAACACAACAAAACAACCUGCCAAGGGCUGAGAAUGCACAACUUUACCCAGUGGGGAUUUAUGGAUGGCGAAAGAGGUGCUUAUACUUCUUUGUCCUUCUGCUGUUGGUUACCAUGAUAGUUAACUUAGCCAUGACAAUAUGGAUAUUGAAAGUGAUGAAUUUCACCGUGGAUGGUAUGGGAAAUCUGAGAGUCACCAAGAAGGGAAUCCGACUUGAAGGUAUAUCUGAGUUUCUACUUCCAUUGUAUGUGAAAGAAAUUCAUUCCCGAAAGGAUAGUCCACUGGUCUUACAGUCUGACAGGAAUGUAACAGUGAAUGCGAGAAAUCACAUGGGGCAGUUAACUGGACAGCUGACAGUAGGAGCUGACGCUGUGGAAGCUCAGUGUAAGAGAUUUGAAGUGAGAGCGAGUGAAGAUGGCAGGGUGCUGUUCUCUGCAGAUGAAGAUGAGAUUACCAUUGGGGCUGAAAAGCUGAAAGUUACAGGCACCGAAGGAGCAGUAUUUGGGCACUCUGUUGAGACACCUCACAUCAGAGCAGAACCUUCCCAAGACCUCAGGCUUGAAUCACCCACCAGGUCCUUGAUCAUGGAGGCUCCUCGAGGGGUCCAGGUCAGCGCUGCUGCGGGAGACUUCAAGGCCACCUGCAGGAAGGAGCUCCAUCUGCAAUCUACAGAGGGGGAGAUCUUUUUGAACGCAGAGAAAAUCCGGCUGGGGAAUCUACCGACCGGCUCUUUCUCAUCGUCUUCACCCAGCUCCUCAAAUUCUCGGCAGGCAGUGUACGAACUGUGUGUCUGCCCCAAUGGCAAACUUUACCUUUCUCCAGCGGGACUAGGUUCCACUUGUCAGUCCAGUAGCAGCAUCUGCUUGUGGAGCUGA
Molecule: messenger RNA, 957 nt
Organism: Prionailurus viverrinus (fishing cat)
Lineage: Eukaryota; Metazoa; Chordata; Mammalia; Carnivora; Felidae
Gene: SGCZ
Product: sarcoglycan zeta
Exons: 8
Coding region: 58-957 (299 amino acids)
Biological process (GO): heart contraction; cardiac muscle tissue development
Cellular component (GO): sarcoglycan complex; sarcolemma
Source: RefSeq, a predicted model, not a curated record